Molecule: messenger RNA, 2246 nt
Organism: Scylla paramamosain (green mud crab)
Lineage: Eukaryota; Metazoa; Arthropoda; Malacostraca; Decapoda; Portunidae
Gene: Cwc25
Product: pre-mRNA-splicing factor CWC25 homolog
Exons: 7
Coding region: 237-1961 (574 amino acids)
Biological process (GO): mRNA splicing, via spliceosome
Cellular component (GO): U2-type spliceosomal complex
Source: RefSeq, a predicted model, not a curated record
ACCGCCAUGAGCUAUGAAGAAAAAAAAAAAAGGAUUGAUAACAAAUAACAGUAGUACUUUGCAACACCAGUAGCAAAAAGGGAGCUUGCAAGGGCCGUGAUAAAGGUGGCGCCGAACAUUCACAGCUACAGUUGUUUGGAUUUCGUUUGGCAGGAAGGCCCGAGCGCGGCAUACAGCAGCAAUCCAGUGCCUCGCCACAAAGCUUGGGAAACGCGGUUGGAGCAAAUUCCACAGUCAUGGGUGGAGGGGAUCUCAACCUUAAAAAAUCAUGGCAUCCAAGUACCAUGAAAAACCAGGAACGUGUGUGGAAGGCAGAGCAGCAGAAGGCAGAGGAGGAUCGGAAGAUGGCAGAGCUGCAGAGGGAGCUGAAGGAGGAGAGGGAGAGAGAAGUACUGAAGAGAACAGCUGAGGCAUCAGGGGCAAUUGCAAAGAGGGGAGAAGAAAAGCUUGACUGGAUGUAUAAAGGUCCAGGGGGCCAUGUCAGUCGUGAGGAAUACCUGCUGGGUCGUAAAAUUGACAAGGCCUUGGAACAGCUAGAGCGUGCUGAGGCUGCAGAAGAAGCACAGGAGGGAGACCAGCCACCCCCUCAGCAAAGUAAAUCAUCAUACACAAUUGAGCAUGAAAUUAACCCUGAGUCAGUGAUUCGCCGUGAACAAAGUGACAUCCAAGUAGACAUGCACAGAAAACUUAUGGAAGACCCUCUCCUCCUCAUCCGCAAGCAGGAGGAGGAAACAAAGAGGCAGAUCACCAAUAACCCAGUCAAGAUGAAACAGUUGCAGCAGCUGAUAAAUACAAUUAAAUCAAAGAAGAAUAAGAGGUCUAGACGAAGUGAAUCUACAGCUUCAUCGAGCACAAGCUCAGAUUCUGAGAAUGAAGAUGAAAAGAGAGGAAAGAGUAAAAAGAAAAAGAGAAAAAAGUCUAAGCAAAGGCAUUCCUCAAGUAGUAGCAGCUCAUCUGAUGAUACAGAAUCAUCUUCAAGCUCUGAGUCUGACAGGGGAAGGAAACAUAAAAAGAAGAAGAAAAAAUCAAAAUCCAAGAAAAAGAAAAAAGAAAGAAGUAGGAAAAAGGAAGCAGCCAUUAAAAAGAAAUCAAAAAAGAAAAAGAAGGAGAAUGAAAUUGAAGAUCGAACAAAAAAUCUAAAGAGAGAAGUUAAGGGAGAAAAUUAUGGUAGUAGGAAGCAAAAAUCAGAUAGAAAUGAAGAUAGUGACACAGACUUGCAUUGGAAUACAGAAAUGUCAAGGAAAGGGGCCAGUGAAAGGAAUCCAGAAAGAAGUAGGAGGGAAGAAGGAAUGAAAGGAUGGAAAAUUUACAAUAGAGAACAGAACAGAGACUGGGAACAAAGAAGAGGAGAAAUUAGAGGAAGAAGCGAUAGGUAUGCUAAACAGUUAAAUAGGGGGAACAGAAACAGAAGCAUGAGCAAGAGUAGAGGUAGAAAUAGGAGUCGGAGUAGAAGCAGGGGUAGAAAUAAGAGCAGAAGUAGAAGCAGAGGUAGAAAUAAAAGCAGGAGUAGAAGCAGAGAUAGAAAUAGGAGCAGAAGUAGAAACAGAGGUAGAAAUAAAAGUAGGAGUAAAAGUAAGAGCAGAAAUAGAAGCAGAAGUAGGGGUAGGAACAGAAGCAGAAGUAGAAGCCGAGGUAGAAAUAGGAGUAGAAGCAGAAGUAAAGAACACAAUCAACAAGGACAGGGAAAAACCAGGCAGAAACUUAGUGAAAAAGAGAUGGAUGAACUGCGGGAGCAAAUGAUGGCAGCAGCAAAGAAGAGAGAUGAGGAAAGAAAAAAAAAUGUCAUGAGAUAUGAUGCAGAGAAGAAAAAAGAAGAAGAAAUGAAUGAGUAUGCAGAGGACUUUGUGAGGAAUAGUUUGGCAAGUGCUUCUCAAGGGACCAUAGAGGAGAGGGUCAAAUCUCGCAUUAGUUCAUCUCAACGAGGAACAGCACACAUGGACUCAAACUUUAUGAAGAAGUAACUGUGUCAUCUAAAUCAGCAGAGUAUUCACUGAAAGCUAUAAAUAGGGAAUACAUGUGCUUGUGUUUCUUAAGUAAGGUGUUGUGUGUGUUUGUGGAGAGGUGUAAAGAGAAUGGAAGUUGUCAUUGGAUUGUGAAAUUACAUGUCUCAUAUGAAGUCUUGAAUUUGAUGAAGUUUAUAUAAUUGUAAAGUAAGUGCUAGAAUUCAGAAAGUUAAGCUGUACAUUUAUUAUAUUUUCUUGAUUGUAUAUUAAUUCCUUGUGAUCAAAAUAAAUGCUUGAUGACCA